Molecule: messenger RNA, 1196 nt
Organism: Cinclus cinclus
Lineage: Eukaryota; Metazoa; Chordata; Aves; Passeriformes; Cinclidae
Gene: REEP4
Product: receptor accessory protein 4
Exons: 8
Coding region: 1-771 (256 amino acids)
Biological process (GO): endoplasmic reticulum tubular network organization
Cellular component (GO): endoplasmic reticulum membrane; endoplasmic reticulum tubular network; cytoplasmic microtubule
Molecular function (GO): microtubule binding
Source: RefSeq, a predicted model, not a curated record
AUGGUGUCCUGGAUCCUUAGCCGGGUGAUUGAGCUGCUCUUCGGGAUGCUCUACCCGGCCUACGCCUCCUACAAGGCUGUGAAGACGAAAAACAUCCGGGAAUACGUGCGAUGGAUGAUGUACUGGAUUGUCUUUGCUCUUUUCAUGGCCACAGAGACCUUCACCGACCUCCUCAUCUCCUGGUUCCCCUUCUACUACGAGGUGAAGAUGGCAUUUGUCAUCUGGCUGCUGUCCCCGUACACGCGGGGUGCCAGCCUGCUCUACCGCCGCUUCGUGCACCCCAUGCUGGCCCGCAAGGAGAAGGACAUCGACGCGUUCCUGGUCCGGGCCCGCGAGCGCGGCUACGAGACCAUGCUGCGCUUCGGCAAGAGGGGCCUCAACCUGGCGGCCACCGCCGCCGUCCAGGCGGCCACCAAGGGCCAGGGCGCGCUGGCCGGGCGGCUCCGCAGUUUCAGCAUGCAGGACCUGCGCUCGCUGCCCGAGCAGGCUCCCGUGCACUUCCAGGACCCGCUGUACCUGGAGGAGCAGGAGAGCCUCCGGCAGCCUCUGGGCUACGGCGCCGGCCGCCGCUACGAGAGCGAUUCGGAUGAUGAGGAGAUGUGGUCGGACUCGCAGGUGUCCCCACCACGGUCCCCACGCCGGGAUCCCAAAUCCCUGUCCCGCAGCCAGAGCUUGAGAUCCCUGAGGAAGAACCCUGGAAAAGAGGGCUCUUCCCGGCUCCUGCGCAGCCGGACCAGGAGGAAAAUGGCUCUGACGGAGCAGGACAGCUAAAAAAUCCUUGGAAACCUCUGCCAGGAGGCUGGAGAGGAAUUUGCUGCUGUGGCGUCAGGAGGGAGCAGUGACUCCUGCGUUCCCGGGGUGGCUCCUGCACCCCUGGGGAUCCUCACACUGUAAAUCCCUUCUAUGACCCAUGUGGUGCCUCGAGGAGGGGGGAGCAGCUCAUCCUCCCCUCCCAGACCUCCCCAGCUCGGUGCUGGCACCUCUGGUGUGAGGUCUGUCCCCUCCUUUUCCCCCAUCCUGUGAACACUACACGUUCCCCCUCCUCUCCUGCUGCCAUGGUGCCUUAUUCCCAACAUUCCCGUUCCCCUGGGAGCCAGGAGUGGACAAAGAGCCUCGUCCCUCUGAAGCCAAAGCCAUGGCCCCUGCCCAGGGCCGUCCCAGACACAGACUGACACCCCCAUACUUGAACUCGGAGU